AUGAAUCCGCCAAACGAAGAUGCCCAUAAAUUCGUGCAACCCAAUGUAGCUCACAACACUAAACAACUUCAAUACAUUCGCUCAUGCUUUGCCGCCAUCGCAGGGUCGGCUGCUGGUAUUCUCGGUCUCACCAACUGGAGCGGCUUUCUUUUUUACGGUAUUAGCUGGUCUGUUCUCUCCAUUUUACUAUUCACAUUCAAGAUGAAGCAAUCACCUUCCAAUUACUUUGUUCACGGAUGGCGGGAUGUGACGAUCAAUGGCGCCAUCAACGGAUUACUCUCUUACACCUUAUUUCACACUUUACUCUAUGGCCUAGUUCAUUUGUAUCAAUAA
Radiomyces spectabilis is the source of this 333-nucleotide messenger RNA. RefSeq lists its product as uncharacterized. NCBI's taxonomy places the organism in Eukaryota, Fungi, Mucoromycota, Mucoromycetes, Mucorales, Radiomycetaceae. The record is from RefSeq and is a predicted model, not a curated record. Bases 1 to 333 code for a protein of 110 amino acids. Gene Ontology annotation, cellular component: endoplasmic reticulum; membrane; EMC complex. The transcript has a single exon. Gene Ontology annotation, biological process: protein folding in endoplasmic reticulum; autophagosome assembly.